AUGUCGGCCGCCCCCCUCACCAGGAAGGUGUUGCAGGUGCUGUGCGUCCUGCUGCCGUGUGCUCUCCAGCUCUGCAGCGCGCAGACGCAAGAAGGUAGGCUUAGAAACACCAACAUUCACAUUCACUACUUACACUUUUUUGUGUGUGUAUAAGCAGAAAGUAACACAUAACAUGAUUAUAACACUUGUGGUGUAGUUUUCACAAAUCCUGGUGCGCACUUUGAUUGGAGCUGCGGACUCCACCGCGCGCUCUGAUGAAGCACCUGUCUCGAGUCCCUCCUACUCCCUCACAAACAUCAAAACCUGUUCCGCACACGUAAAACUUGUUUGCCGUGAGUCACUUGCGCCUCUCCCACGGCUCUGUGUGCUUUAUCGUGCUUGACUCAAUUGUUUCAAGGUUUUUUCGACACAGGGCCCAACCUUUCUGUUGACUCACAAUCACAGUCAGACCCAAAGAUCUUCGUCUCUGUGAGGCUCAACUCCUCCUGUACUUUAGCUAGAGGCGUGACACGUUCUUCUGAUUUCUUUGUCGUUUAAAAAACAACACUAGAGUUUCUCCCCUAAACAGGCUAGUUAGAGUACAAACAUAUUGGAGACACAUUGGAGCAGAAAGGUCUCUUUGGGUGUUGUUAAAAACCUCAAACAUACUAGGCUUUUACUGUAAAGUUUAAACACAGUUGAUUGAGGUGAAGCAAUUAUCUGCUAUGUGAAAUUUUGGGCACUUUAUUCUUGAAAAAUGGAUUGCACACUAGAAGUUUUGCAAAUCCUAUAUCUUUGCAGAUGCAUGUAUCUUUCUAUUAUUCUGCAGAUCAAUAUACAAGUUUUUGUAUAUGAAAUAUUGAAUUAAAAAAGAAACGUUGAAUGUUGAAUUUACUAUUUAAACUUUGCAUCACCAUCUUCUGGAUGACAGAACUUUCACAGACAAUUUAAAUUUUUGAAAAAUCAAGUAAUUGACAGGUUGUGAAGUGUAAGUAACUUAACACAAAAGUUGUACAGGCUAAAACUUUUAUAAAUAAAACUUGGAUGGCAAAGGAGUGCUAUAAGUUUCUCUAUAACAUGGUGGAGUUAAAGCAAAACUAACACAAAUGGUAGGGGAGAGUGGGGUAAGAUGAGCCAUUUUUCAUAUUUCAGAUCACUACAUCAAGGCAAUCAUAGUUUUGUCUCUAACUAGUGUAUAUUUUAAGAUGUUGUGCAUCUCUGCAAACCUACAGAAUAAGUGUAAACAUAACUGUCUUGAUAAUAUAGCAUGUAUAAAAAAAAAGUGUUCUCCUAUGGUCAACUUACCCCGUAUAUGGGGUAAGUUGACCAUAGGAGCAGGGUAAAUUGAGCCUAAUUCAGACUAAUUCACUUUCAAGAGUGAAAAAUGUUUUUUGUAAAUAAAUGUCUAACCCCUUCACCCAUGUUCUUCUAACCUUCACAGACUCCAUGAAUUGAUGUCCAUUUCCUAAAUAUUUGGUCACAUGAUCAAUUUCUUUUACCAUUUACAAGCAACAGGGGGUGGCUCAACUUACCCUCUGGCUCAACUUGCCCCAGUCUCCCCUAUAUGGAGUUUGCUACUUGAGUGUAACACUUCAGGAAAUUAACUCAAUAGCCUUUUUUACUACCUGUGGAUGGUAAUGUGUUUGCAACAAAGAAAGCUGUUAUGAUUUGAAUCGUGGCAAGGCUCUGUGAACUUUGACCUCCUGCUGUUGUUUACAUUACCUGGGCACAGGUGAGCUGGUUGAGUGUGAAAAACAACAUGAGGUCAUCAUCUGUGACUGGGUGGCUGAUCCUCAGGUGACAGAACCAAGCGCUAAAACUACAAAAGCCCUGUUUGGUCACAUGAGGUUAGAUUGUUUUCAACGGACUGAGUCAACAUGGCAGUAUACAACAUUUCACAUAAAAUAAGCUUUGUUUAUUCGGUGUGCACCCUGUGUUUCACAAAGGAUAAUCAAUUGCAUCAAUGUUAACCCAUGAGGCUGAAGUAUUAGUCAGAGAAACCUCUACUGUUCAGGUCUUUGACAUCUUAAACCAAAGACAUGAUCACUCAUUGCGUCUUCUCUUGUCAGCCCUGGUUGUUAAACCAGUUGUUGAACAGGGUUUUGUUGUGCAGUGAUCAGGCAGUUGUGAAACAUGUUGCUGUUGUUUUGUUGAUCUAGAAAGUUUCAGACUACGCACAUUUGUUUGAACAUGUCACAUUACCGCAGAUUAAAUCACCUGGCCUUAGAAUAACUAAAAAUCUGUGCUUUGAUUUAUUUAUUUUGCAUAUUAGUGCAAAAGGAGUGUCCUUUUUGCUUCAACGUAAGCAACAGGCCUGUCCUUAAGGAGUCAUCUGCCCUACAAAGACAGGUGUUGCCAUGUGUCAUGGGUGCUUUUGACAUAAUCCAUUUGUAUGUUUAUAAAUCAUAAUCGCUGCAGAUGUUUGUCACAAAAAUUCAACAUAAAAAACAGCCUCUUUGUAAUGCUAAAGUGUGACAUCCACAGAAAUGCUGCAGAUUUACUAUAAAGAAGGAUCUCUGCUCAGUGCUAGAAAGAAAAAAAGGCACACAACCUGUGUCUGUGAACCAUGAAUGCACCCUGAAAUGUAAUAGUUAAUGUGCUCAUGUGUGUGUGUGCACAUGUGCGUGUGUAUGUGUGUGUGUGUGCGUGCGCAAGUGCUCACUCAUCAGGUAUGCAGUAAUCUCUGAGUGUCCUGUGCCAAGUUUCUGUUUACCUCAGUCAUCGUCUCAACCGCUUUAUUUGACUUGUUUAUCUCCUCCCUCUUUUCUUUUCUUUUCUCUCUUUCUCCUUUUUUUUUUUUUUUUGUCAGAGCUGUAACCGUGGUAACUGUCGAGUGAAAAUAAGAGCUGAACAUGAUCUGUGUUGUGUGUCUUCAUCAUGUGUUCAGUUUCACUUUGCUGCAGAGGACAAUGACAGCAUUCUGCCCUGAGUUAGUUUUACAUUAUAAGUUUGAAUGAUGGAAUAAGUAGGAAUGAAAGGUUGACAUGUUGCAGUUUAUGGACAAACAUACACAGAGUAAAGUGUCGGCGGAGACACAUAUUGAUGCACUGAAACACUUGUUCAGCUCCAUCAAAAUAGAGACAUUGUGCACAACUCUGCAUGUUUUCUCUCCAUCAUCCAUCUGCCAACACUGAAAGUCCUCCUUUGACAGAGAAAACCCACUCAGCCUGUUCACAUUUCAGCUGCAGCCUGUGCAUUGUGCGUGAGGCUGACAUACUGUUUUGUAGCGUACUGUAUGUGUACACAGUGCACCGUUUUGUCCUCCUCCUCUGUGGGUGGUGCCUGUACAACACGCAUACUGCCGUGUGUUAAAGGUUCUUGAAUGUAUGUGUGCAAAUGCUUGUGAGUAUUUCCCAACAGGCAAUUCAUACGUUGUAGAGUCAACAGCUCAAGUUAUCCACUGAUAGCACGGAGCUGCUCGACUUAGGCGGGGUAACUGACGAGCUUCAGGCUUGAGUGAGAAGCUCAUAAAGCGACACUUUUCAGUUUAAUGGCUUUUAAUGGGCGAGUUUUUUUUCAACUGUCAACGUGACAAACCCACAAAGAAGCUACUGGAGUAAUCUUUGACAUGGAUAUUUACAGAUAUGUGGAAAAAUAACUCACAAUUGAACGCAAACUGGUUCAAUGGAGGGGGAAUAUUUUCACACUUUGUCUAGGAGCGGCAGUCACUGUAUAACAUCUUCACGACCCUGAGCAAAAAAGCAGUGUGACACGAUAGUCAAAUUUUUGCUCUGUAGUGUCUACACAAUCUCAACAAACAAGAUAUGCCAUUGUAAUUGAUCAUUAGAAACAAACAGAGAUGCUACAGUGCAGAUUUUGUCACCUCCAGAAAGAGCCGGGCCCUGUUUUGUUUAUCAAAAUAGAACUGCUUUGUUGAAAGAGACUGAUACGACAGUUACAAUGGCAAAAUCUCAACUAAAAACAUAACAUAGUGUAUUUUUUAUAGUUGCCUACUUUAUUUAAUGUUUAUUAGUAGCAAAUUCAACCUGUUCGACAACAACCCAAAAUGCCUGAGUCAGACAAAGUUUAAACUAUUCUCUUCUUCUCGUUUAAUCAAUAUAUAAACUAGGACUUUAACACCCUGUCCUCUACUGUCCUUCAAUCUAGCUGCUAAUUUAAACUCAGAGUUUCUGUUGCCACAUGUCCAGAUAACCCUGACUGCAUCAACAGCUCACAUGUCUCAUUAGUAGCUUUAAUUACCAUUUUAAUGAUGUCUACUUUGGCGCGCCCUAUUUAGACUCCGUUAAUUCCAAACAUAAGUCGUGAUUCUGUUGUUCAGUGUGUUGAAAAAUCAAAAGAUGUGUAUCCUCACAUUAAAGAUGUUUAAGUAAUGUGUUUCAUGAGAAAGUCAUUAUCUCUGUGAAGUACGUCUUGUACAGUACAGCACAAACAAAACUGGUUUGACUUUUGGAAUUCUAAGUCGAGCAACAACAUCAGUAGCUGUAAAACCAUUUCUUGUGGCCUAGUGUUCUCAGAAACCCAAUAAAUCUUGUUAUCAGGAUUUUAUGGACUUGAGGGCAGACAUGCUCAUUGCGUUGCUCUAUUUCCUCUUCUCUUUCACACUUAAACACACAUUGUGCUUUGACCCCCCUCUGUCACUUAAGAGUUAAUAAUUAUUAGCUAUUUUAUGCCCUUGUUGAUCCUGUUGUUCUGCACAGCCCCAUUUUUGCUCUAUAGUGUUCGGCACUGGAAUGUGUUUGUGAGUGUUUGAGCGCAUGUCCUCGAGUGUUGGAGUCUGUGAGUGUAGUUAAAUAAACUUUCGUUACAUCCUUAAAAACAGCAAUUUAUAAUUCUUAUUUUUGCCUCUAAGAGUACAAAGGUCUAUGCAGCCAUCCAUGUAUCUUAUAUUAUGAAACUUUGCCCAGAGUUAUUAUGCACAUCCAACACUGUACUGUGUAAGUAUGUAAAAGGAGUUGAGAAUAUAAUUGGCAGAAAACAAACCUUUUUUUCAUUUAAGUGCAAAUGAACAUUUCAGUGCAAAAGCAUGUGAAAACAUUCAGUAUUUUCACACAGUUUGAAGCAUGGUUGCAGUAAAUUUGAUAUUAUUUACAGUUUUGCUUUCUGAUUCAUCACCCAGUGUGAAUUUAGGACUAUGUUGAGGACUCUGUUGUCUUUCCAGCACCAAAUACAAAAAAAUGUAUCUAUCUUAGUAUGUGGUCUAAACAUCAUGUUUGAGAGGGACCUUUUUUCUGUCAGAGUUUGAUGUUCUCUACUAUGCAAAAACAUCCGCAUAUGUGGUCAUUUGCAGAUUUCUCUCAUUUUGAACUGAGGGCGUGAACCCAUGAAAAAACACUCUCAACACAGGGAGGAGGGUUAGGGCUAGUGUGCGUCUUUGUGCAAAGUUUUGAUUACUAGGAAACCCUGUAGUAAGCAGCGUUGUUGACUUCUCUUUCCUGUAUUUUAUCCCUGCUACUCCUCUCCCAUGUGACAUUUGAAUGGCAAAGCAGCCUUCGAGUGACGCUGAAUGGCUGAACUCCCACACCCCAUAAACAGGGCCUCGAAAGUUUGUCUCAGAGGAGGACAUGCCCUGUACACAAUGCUGAGUUUGUCUCACACUGUUACAGGGAAUUCAUUGAUAUGCUGUGAAAACUGGAGACAACAGCUUGUUGAAAGUGACAUAAAAACACUGUUUGUAAGAAUUUACACCGUUUUUAUAUUCAUGAUAUAAUAAUAGAGGAACAAUUUAUUUUUACUGUGAUACCACAACAUGAGCAUUAGGGUUGCUUUUCUUUAUUUUUUUUUACUUUGUGUCAGCAGAAGCAUUUCCUUAGAUCAAGUAAAAAUGCUUUAACUAAUAAAUAACUCAGCACUGGCUUAUAAAUACAACAUAAAAUAUCUUAACUAUUUGUGAAAGAUAAUGUCAUUGUGAUCACAAAGAUCCCCAAAAUGAAGCAUUAAGACUAAGUUAUAGCAUUUUGCUUGGCUGUUCUAUACGGCGGACAAAACCACCAGGAUAACUGCGAUUAAUGAUUAAAUACAUGAUAAGCUUUAAAAUGCGCUUGUCUAUCCCACGGUUAAAUCUGGAUUUCAAUAGAUUCAGCUUUAAAUCUGAAUUUUGGACAUAACCAUACUAGUUUGACAGAAAUGUGGACCCACUUCUUCUUGCUGUGACCUUUAGCCCACAAAGUUUCAAGCUUUAAUGGAAAGUUCAUUUUGUUUAAGGAUCAGCUCUGAAAAACAAAAGGAAUCUCUCAACUUGUUACGAACAAAACAUAUAGUGAGCAAAAUUUACUGCUUUGUUUCAAGGCUGUUUUUGAGUUAUUAACAAAAUUGAUAAUGGAGGACCUAAACUCUAUUUACAGUCGAGAGAAUUGUGAUUUUGUUUUUCAGACAAAGACUACAGAUGGUCUACGUUACUGAUAAAGAAACUGAAUAUUCAUACUUGUCGGUUGAAUCUGCGUAUCAAAUCAAAUCUUUACAUAUUGGCAUUAAACACACUUUUUAACAACAAUGAUUUUUUUAUUUUUUCAGUGGUUGUUUGCUCCGGUACCCAGAAUUUUCUGAGCACGACAGGAAACUCAGAGUUACAGUACAAGCAGAUGAAGGAGCUGUACAGCGGCUGUGAGAUUGUGAUGGGAAACCUUGAGAUUACCAUGAUGGAGCACGACAGAGACUUCUCCUUUCUACAGGUCAGACUAUAAACACAAAGACAUCAUUGUACAGGAACAUGUCUGGGAGGUGACCCGGGGUGGUAUGAACCCCUAAAAACUAAACUUUGACUGGCCACCCCAUGAUGAUUACUUUGUAGCCACAGUUUUUAACAUCUAAUUUUAUAUUGGUAACAAUUUACAAUCUACAUAAUAUAGCUAUGUAAUAGGGACUAGAAAUGUUUCCUUUUACUUUUAUACUGUAUGUGUGACACUCAUUUUCAGUCACUAUCUCAUGUCUGGUAUUGUGCCCAAUGGAGUGGCUUGAUGCUAACUUUAGCUGUCUGCAGUUAAAGGGUUAUCAAACAUGUAGGUCAGCCGGGAAAAUAUAACCAAAUUUGCCUCUGAGUGUUGUUGUUUUGUGGUUCUUGAUCCCCUGAUGUGAUAAUGUGGUAAAAAUUUGUUUGAAUACUGCAAAGUCGACUAACAACCCGUAGUAUGACAUUACAGAGUCAUCCUGAGUAUGGCAUAAGACAUCACGUGAAUUUUUGUCUGUACUUUACAGCGCAGUAUAUGGAGAUACAACUUACUCGUGGAGACACUACAUGGAGACAUCAGAAAAGAAAAAAAUAUCUAUCUAUCUAUCUAUCUAUCUAUCUAUCUAUCUAUCUAUCUAUCUAUCUAUAUAUAUAUAUAUAUAUAUAUAUAUAUAUAUAUAUAUACAUAUAUAUAAAGAGAUGGUUAUAUAUAUAUAUAUAUACAUUUUUUUUCUGAUGUACAAUGAUGUCUCCAUGUAUAUAUAUGUAUAUAUUUUUUUUCUGAUCUAUCUAUCUAUCUAUCUAUCUAUCUAUCUAUCUAUCUAUCUAUCUAUCUAUCUAUAUAUAUAUAUAGAUAGAUAGAUAGAUAGAUAGAUAGAUAGAUAGAUAGAUAGAUAGAUAGAUAUACAUACAGUAUAUAUAUUGACUCAACACCAGAUACACAACACAGUAAAGGCCAAUGAAACAUGAUUUAAAAGUGGUACAAUAAAAGAUAAGGACAUGAUUAAACACAACAAAAGCCUGAUAAAAAUGAAUAGAUACUAAAAUGAAAAGAGAUGGUUAAUAGAGACAGAGAGGGAAAAAGUGAUGUUUGUUUACAUACACUGCAACCUCUGCAUAAGUCAGUUCCCUGGAUGGGACAUCCCACGUAGAGAGUGUGGACACGCCCCUGCUGAAACAACAAAAAGUUCAUUUUUCCCAGAACUAUAAAGUAUGUGUCAUCGAGGACAUCUUCACUGUUACUAGUCUAGACAAGGAGCUAGAUCAUUACCUUGAAGCUAGAAACAAACCACAACAGGUUGUUUGUCACCGACUUAGAUUGAUGUCAUCUUUGUCUCAAGGGUACAGUGACUUCAUGUAUGUCCCAAUCAUUACCUUUUCGAAAUCAAUCACUGCUUUACAGUCAUUGUGACUAACAUCACAGGGAAAAAUACUCAGUUAUUGCCAGAAAGUUACUGAUAAUGAUCAGUGAGACAAGUAAAAGUGGAAAAAAAUAAAAGGGACUUUUUCUUGAAACCUGAUGUCCUUCUCCUCAUUAUGGUUUUCUUACGCCUACAGUCCAUCAGAGAGGUGACCGGGUACAUUCUGUUUGCUGUCAAUGAGUUCAGCCGUCUGCCUCUGGAUCACCUGCGCAUCAUCAGGGGCACCACCCUGUACGAGGGCCAGUAUGCUCUGGCCAUCAUGGUCAACUACCAGAAAGAUGGACAGCAUGGUUUGCAAGAGCUGGGCCUGACACACCUUACAGGUAACACAGCUCAUCAGCCAGAUUGUGUGUUUAAAUCGUGGGAGGCCAGAGUAGAACAGAUAAGGAUGUGACACUUGGAGCUCCCACACCCACAAGUCACCACACCUGCAGGGUACCUGUUGUCAGAGCGGCAGAGCGAGGUCCUUGGAAUGUCUAAUUCAACUGCCAGUGUAACACGAGCUCUGGCUCAUUACACUGUAUGUGCUGUAGUAGUAAACAGUCGACAGUCAGAGUUUGAUAGCGUGAGUCAUGGGCAUGUUCAGGCACGCCUUCAGUAAUUCUUCUUCCCCGUUUUAACGUAUGUUUGCCGCCCACAGAAAUACUGGAGGGAGGGGUCAAGAUCAUCCAGAACAAGUACCUGAGCUAUGCCCCCAAGGUGAACUGGCUGGACAUAGUGAAGGAUGGAACAACUCAAAUUAUGAUCGAGGGAAACGGUCCUGAAAGUGAGUGGAAAAGGCAUAAUCACACAAAUUAGCAUCAGUAACCACCAGUUUUGAUGUCAGACUGUGCUUUAGUUUAUAAAGCUGCAUCUUCUGAUCAUGAAAUUGUCUUUUAGAGCCAUGUCAUGAAGAUUGUAAAGACCUCGCAUGUUGGGGUCCAGGAAAUGACACAUGCCAGUUCUGUAAGUAACAUUAAAAUGUCUUCAUUUUUAAUCCAAUCCAAUCUCUUUAUUUAUAUUGCACAUUUAAAAAAAACAUUCAAGUUUACCAAAGUGCUGCACAAUAAAAUCAAAAGAACAGACACUGCAGAAAACAUCAAGAGGAAAUAAAUAAAAGCAGGUAAAAAAAAAACAUUUAAAAUGAAAUAAAAUUAAAAGAAAUAAAAACACAAAAGCAUAAAAGAAAUAAAAAGUGGUUAAAGGACCAUUAAAGACAUAAUAGGAUAGAGAUCACACAACUCUCAUGCUGAAUAGUCAAGUCAAGGAAUAAAAAUGAGUUUUAAGAAUGAACAACUUAUUUCUUGUGCAUUUAGUUAUAAGAGCAACUUGGCUUGGAAAAGUAUUGAGAAUCUGUAGUAGUGUAACACUUUUAGUCCAUUAAUGUAUACAAUUUUGAAUAAUGUUUCUAAAAAUUGAAAGUGAGGACAGAAGUUAAAGUUUGAUACAAACAAGAGAGAGUGGAGAGUGACAAUGACAGUUAAUUGGCUUAGUUAAUAUGAUGAAUGAAAUGAAAGUCCAAACAGCAUGGCUUGUUUUCUGAGGCCUGAAUUUAAAAAAGGGGGAUUAUGCUUUUUGAUAUUUACAUGAAAAAUUACAAAGUUACAGUGUUUGGUGUCCAUACUAGAUGUAAAUUUUUAAAUCACAAGGUAAGCGUUGUAAUAAUCCUAGAAAACAGACAUUAACUGCUCAAAACGGUUCAUUGAGAAACGAAGCUUUUCUGACCUGAAAACCAUGUAAAGCUAGCAAAGAGGUUUUAGAAAGAAAAUAUGAAGUCUGAAAAAAUCCAUGAUACCCCCACUUUAAACUUCACACUGAUGUUAGACCUCAUACAGUAUGUCACAUAUUGCACAUCACUCUUAUUUUAUUUAUCAUGAAUUUAAAAUCCAUUCUCAUUAGAAAUUAUUGGGGUAAAAUUCUCAGCUGGUGUUUUAUGAGUGGACAUUGACUGUUUGAUAAAAAAAUUAUGUUACCAUGAAAGAAGUUCACCUUGGAAUAUAAAAGACUGAUAUCCCUGUUAUGAAAGAUGUUAAACCAACACACUCACACCUUUUCUUCCAGUGACAAAGACUGUGUGCGCCCCUCAGUGUAAUGGACGAUGCUUUGGCACAAACCCAAAUGAGUGUUGUCACAUUGAAUGUGCCGGAGGAUGCACUGGACCGCUGGACACUCACUGCUUUGUGAGUCUGCUGCUUUGAGACAUAUUUUAAUACAUGAGAUGUUCUUAUCUGGAACCACAGGAAGCCGAAGUGUGAAUAAUGAGGUUAAUGAAGGUCAAAUGAUUUUAGGGUACUGGUACUGUAUCACUGUGUGCACUUUACUGUGAUAACUGAACACAAAAUAUACUCUGCCUUAAAUCAAGAACUCCAAUUGUUCUUUUCCUGAAACAACAAUUUAAACAACUAAUGUAAAAAAGGGAUAUCUUGGAAAUGACUCAAGACAUAUCUACAAAUAAUGUGUUGUGUGUCAUGUUUACAGGCCUGCAGGAACUUCAACAACUCAGGCUCCUGCGUACCUCUGUGUCCCCAGACCCUAAUCUACAAUAAACACACAUUCAAACUGGAGCCCAAUCCCAACGCCAAGUAUCAAUACGGCUCCAUCUGUGUGGCCCAGUGCCCCAGUGAGUCCAAUCACUCAUAGUCACAUGUCAUCUAUAUGUACUCAUAAUCAAUACUAUUUUAAUUCUGGUACAAAAUUACAAGAGUUUUAAAGAUUUUCCUAAAGCUACAAACCACUUCCACUUUUUUAAAUCUUAACUUGUUCAUAAAAAUGUUUGAUUAUGUGAUGUUUAAGUCUUUACUUAAUGACCUCUAUUGUUGUUGUUUUUUUCACCAGCAAACUUUGUGGUCGACAGCAGCUCAUGUGUGAGCAGCUGCCCCUCUGAAAAAAUGGAGGUGGAGAAAAAUGGAGUGAAAAGAUGUGAACCAUGUGGAGGCCUGUGCCCAAAAGGUACGAGGACAGUUGAUACGUCACAGUAGUGUUUUUAUAACAACCAAAGAAGGUAAUAUAAUGAAAGACUGAAAUGACAAAUGUAAAUCAAAGUUCUGAAUUCAAGAUGUUUCUUUGUAAAUGUGUAAGGCUAAUAUGAAAUAAAAAUCAUCCAUCAAAUUGAAUUAUAUUUCUUAAGAAGACAUAGCUGAUACUCUGGAUUCUAUUAAAGGCUACAGUUUUACUUUAAAAAAAUGUAUGCAUGCUGGAAUCUUACUUUGCAAAAUCCUGUGGCUAAAGCUGUUGCAUAUAUUUUAUUUUUCCAGUCUGUCACGGCACAGGAAGUCCAACCAGACAGACAGUUGAUGCUAGUAACAUAGACAGUUUCAUAAACUGCACCAAGAUCCUGGGCAGCCUGCACUUCCUGGUGACUGGAAUCGAAGGGUAAACAGAAUUCUUUUGCAUAAGUUUUCCUACUAAAAUCCAAGGCCUUGAAAAGUAUUUCCUUGAGAGCUGUGCUGGUGUUGUUUGUAAUAUGUCUCUGUUUAUUCAGUGAUUUAUUUUUUUCUUCAAAGUGAUGCUUACAAUGGUGUACCAGCCCUUGAUCCAGACAAACUGAAAAUCUUCAACACUGUGAGGGAGAUUACAGGUGUGUGUGUGUGUGUUUGUAUGUGUGUGUCUUGGAUUGUCACAUUACAGUGUUUGCUGUCUGGUUCAGGCAUCUGAAACUCAAUGUCUCUCUUUCCAGACUUCCUUAGUAUUCAGUCAUGGCCAAAAAACAUGUCAGACCUGUCAGUCUUCUCCAACCUCCAAACAGUUCAGGGCAGAACGCCAUACAAGUGAGUCGUUUUUGUUGAAGCUCUGACACUUUUUUUACUUCGUAGACUACAGCCAAGUUCCUAUUAUCUCAGUAAUUGUUACUUAAACUCAUGUAAAUAAAUCUGAUUGUCACUUUGUGUCAUAUCUCUUUCCCCGUGUUUAGAACAGUGAGCUCGAAAAGGUACAGUAAAUGCUUCACAUGUUUGCCUGCAUCCACCUGGUGAUUUAAAACAUAUGAAAUAAUGAAAUUACUUGGUGUAGUCAUAAUUUAUAAGGGUACAUUAAAAGAUGGGUUGUUGAUUGAACUGGUGGUGGGCAAAACUCUCUCAUGACUUAAUGUGGGUUUCUUGCAUGUUUGUUCUGAUGGAAAGUGAUUGUUUUACGCUGGUGAAUAAAGCAGUGGCUUAAUUUCUUUGUAGACUUUGUCCUGUACAUGUUUAAGGCGUUUUUUCUGCACAAAACAUCAUCCUGUUGACUUGACUUACAUACUUUUUCUUGUAGUGAAGACUUUAACAAGGUAAGAGUGGAUUAAAUGCCUCUGACACCGAUAUGGCAGCAGUUUUUUCAGGACCCAAAAACAGGAGAUACUUUAAGAGAUAUUCUGGUGUAAAAUUAAGUCAGGGUCAAACACACUGUAACACCGAGUAAGACACCCCUUCGAGAAAUGAAUUUCGCAGACCGCUUGCUUCUCUAGUUAUACCAACUACUGUAACGGCUGCAGAUAGCAAUACAGAGAGCCACACGCUCAACCAAAACGCCACUCUAUAGCCACAAAUAAUGCUCAGAACAGCACCUAACUUCAUCAACAGUACAUAUAGGGUCACAGCCAUAGUACUAGCCACCAAACAUCUUUUCAACUUUGCCUGAUUUCUUUAGCAAAGAAACUAAACACAACUCACCUACUCUCUUCCAGCAGCCACUUGUUUGUGGUGAGAUCUCAGGCUAGUCCAUCAUAGACUGCAGCGGGGUGACGCAGCUCAAGGAAGAACAUUUAUGAUCAUUACUUUAUCAUUUCCUUAAAGUAAUUAUCACCAUAUUAAUCAUUUUGCACUGCAGACAUGGUAGUUCUUCUGCCUUUGCAUCUCGGUCUGAUUGCAUUCCCAUGAGUUGUGUUUAGUCUCUUUGCUUAAAAAACUAGUCAAAGUUGAACAGAUGUUUGGUGGCUAGUGCUAUGGCUUGGACCCUAUAUGUCCUGUUGAUGAAGUUAGGUGCUAUUCUGAGCAUUACUUGUGGCUAUAGAGUGGCGUUUUGGUUGAGCGUGUGGUUCUCUGUAUUGCUAUCUGCAGCCAUUACUGAAGUUGGUAUAACUAGAGAAGCAAGUGGUCGGCGACAUUCAUCUCGGGUGUUAAACUCUGUGCUACGGUGUGUUUGACCCUAAUCUAGUUUUACGCCGGAAUAUCCCUUUGAGCUCUUUUUUAUGGCCUUAUUGCUUUUGUUGGCCAUUUAGAGACUUUACUAUCAAUUUCAGUCUAUGGUUACAUGGCCAGGUAAAAACAUCACACAGGAGUUUUUACUGAUGAUCUGUUAGGGGUGAACUUAGAGAUGAACUCGUGGAAACAAGAUCAUUUCUAAAUGGCAACAAGAAUCCAUGAUACACACUGUAACUAUUCAGUUAAAAAACAUGAGUCAUGCAUUCACUGUGCGUUGUAUAUUUUAUGAAUGUAUAAGCUUUGUUCCCAGCCAUAGAAAUCUGACAAGCCAACUAGUCUAAGGAAAUGAAAAAACAAAAGAAAAAAAAAGUUCAUUUAGUUUAAAAGAGAGAGUAGACCAAGUAAUCAAGCCCUAAAAUAAGCUUUUUAUUAUAAACGUAUGUUCUCUUUUUAUUGAACUUGAUAGAAAAUGGGAAAAUUGCCCCAAAACCCUGAGGCAUGAAAAUGAGUAAAUACGUAUUGUAUAUUCUAAAUGUGCGUCUGAAUGUGUGAAAAACAGAAACAGAAUUCCCAGAUGUUUUUGAGAUAAAAUUCCAGCAAUUCAACACUUUUCCUUCUUCCAUGUUAAUCUAUGGUCAACACAACAUGUCACAUUGUUGUAAAACUUCUAUUUUCUUUCCUCCUUUUAUCAAUUGUUUCUUCCUUCAGAGGCUACUCCCUCCUGGUGAUGAAGAUCCCCUCUUUGACCUCACUGGGGUUGCGCUCUUUGAAAAAAAUAAACGACGGCGGCGUCUACAUCACUGGAAACAAGAAACUCUGCUACCAUGACACAAUCAACUGGACACGGAUCCUGAGCAGCAGCUCCCGUCCACAGCGCCGGCAGAAGCACAUCGACCUCAAGGAUAACAGACCAAACAAACAGUGUGGUGAGUGGAGCGUAGAAGGUUCUGUUUGAGCCAGCAAGACUUUUUUUUCUUGGGUCAGGCUUUGAUAUCUUGGUGUUUUCAGUUGAUGAAGGCCAUGUCUGUGACCCCCUGUGCUCCUCUGAUGGCUGCUGGGGCCCUGGUCCAAAUCAGUGUGUGUCCUGUAAGAAGUACAGCAGAGGAGGAACAUGUGUGCCGGACUGCAUGUUCUUAUCAGGGUCAGAAAAAAAUCUACUUCAAACAUGAAAAGUUAAAGUGUUUGUCUCAAUAUGAGGAAUGUUUGCUGUAGUCAAGCUGCCUCAAGUGUUUCAGUGUUAUCUAAAGUCUGUUCAAAGAGACUUUUUUCUUCCUCCUGAAUGCAGGGAGAGGCGUGAAUUUGCUACUAGGUCAGGGGAAUGUAUGCCCUGCCACCAAGAGUGUAAGGUCCAGGCUGGGAAGCAGACCUGCACAGGCCCGGUAUGAGUUUCUCUUUCCUUUGUAUUACUGCCACCUGCUGGCAAAUUCCAUUGAUCAAAAUCAGAGACAGUGUUGGAUGAUUUGAACCAUGCCUAUCUCUUUGUGAAUUCCCACCUUUAUUGUUUUUGUCUAACUUUGAUGCCCUUCCCUCUUUUUAGGGAGCAGAUCAGUGUGUAGCAUGUGCCAGGCUGCAGGACGGACCUCACUGCGUCCCUUCGUGUCCUGAAGGCGUCAUGGGGGGAGAGGAGGUUAUCUUUAAGUACCCUAACAAGCAGGGCCGCUGUGAGCCAUGUCACAUCAACUGUACCCAAGGGUGAGGCUUUAUCUGGCUCUUUCUCUCCCAUUUUCAUCCCUGUUUAGGUUUUAUCCCAAACUUAUUGGCAAACUUUUUUUUUUCUGCAUUUUAUCCUUAGGUGCUUUGGUCCAGGAAUUGGAGACUGUGUUGGGUCCUCCCGCUAUAUGUCUGGGUAUGUUACUCAGCUCAGUGUGCUGUUUAAGAUAGUUCAGUAAUUAACUACAGCAUCAAAUCCUGACAGUGUGACAUCCUUUCUUCUUAAACAGACAAGCAACCACGGCCAUCGUACUUGGAGUGAUUGCCCUUCUCUUUGCUUCAUUCUCUAUUUUUGUGCUAACUGUUCUGUACCGCCGAGGCCUUGCCAUUCGUCGUAAGCGGGCCAUGCGGAGAUACAUCGAGAGUGGAGAGGUUAGUCAGAGUUUGGCAUGGUCAUGAUGAAGCGUUGCAUCUGUUUUACUUGUUUUAACAUGUACUGUAUGUGUGUUUGUGUGUCUUUAGAGCUUUGAGCCUCUGGAUCCUGGAGAAAAAGGAGCUAAAGUGCAUGUCAGGAUCCUGAAGCCCACAGAGUUGCGUAAGAUCAAGCUCCUAGGCAAUGGAGUGUUCGGACAAGUCCACAAGGUAACAGAGGUAGUGGGGAUAAGUCAUAAUGACCCUCCCCUUUCAAAUUUAACAUUAAAUUAAUAAAUCUUUUUCUACCUCAAAGGGCAUUUGGAUCCCCGAGGGUGACACAGUGAAGCUUCCUGUGGCCAUAAAGACAAUUCACGAUCGCAAUGGACGGCAGACCUUCCACGAGCUGACUGAAGUAAGAAGACAUACUUGAUGGAGAAGGGCCUUUUUGUGUUAUGCACUCACUGGUGGCAGUCAUAAAAGUUGGCUCUGAAGUUUUGGCUAUCUGGAAGUCACAAAAAUGAUGAUGAAUAGUCCUUUCUCAACUCCAUUCAAGUUUGGUGAUCUGGCACUUCUUUCUUUAGCACUAAGCCAAGAUCUUUAUGACUCAUGGGCUGUCAUUUCAAGCUGAAUUCAGCCUCAAAAUAAACAGUCAGACCAUCGAGGAGUGAUAAUUUGUAACAGAGAGUUAGAUUUGGGAUAUGUUCCUUUAAAACCUGAUUGGUUGAUUCUAAUAACCCCUGUGUGUUUUCUGCAGCACAUGAUGACCAUUGGAAGUUUAGACCAUUUGAAUGUGGUCAGGAUACUGGGUAUCUGUCCUGGUGCCAGCUUGCAGCUCAUCACACAGAUCAGUUGUCAGGGUUCCCUACUGGAGCAUGUCAGGAACUGCAAAAACAAACUCAGUCCACAAAGGCUCCUUAACUGGUGUGUUCAAAUUGCAAAGGUAAAGGACACAUCUUUGUAUUUCCACAUGACUUCAUUCACUCCAGAAACAGCUCAAGCCCUCUAAGGCAUACCUUUUCUUCUUCAUCAGGGGAUGUAUUACCUGGAGGAGAACCGGGUGGUCCACAGAAACCUGGCUGCCAGAAAUGUUCUCCUAAAGAGUAACUACACGGCACAGAUCUCAGACUACGGCAUUGCAGAUCUUCUUUACCCUGAUGACAAGAAGUACUUUUACAACGAGAUCAAGGUCCGCAGACUAGCAGUAAAUGAUAUGAAAUGAAUGAUAUGAUAAAGCAAUCAGUAAAAUGAUCAAAGUUCAGUCAGAGGGCCUUUUGCAUGAACUUAUCGCUACACUGUGAGAUAUGAUGCUGUUUUUUUCCACAUUCACUGACCUCUUAAGUAAUUAAUGAAGACAUUAUCUGUUUAAUUGUAGGCACCUAUCAAAUGGAUGGCCUUAGAGAGCAUCUUGUUUCGCAGAUACACACAUCAGAGUGAUGUCUGGAGUUAUGGUGAGACGUGAACCACCUCUCACCCAGUUUGAUGAAAUAAUUACUUUUAUGAAAACAGGAACAUGUGAAUGCUGAACUUACUCUGUUGUGAUCUUUUAGGUGUGACUGUCUGGGAGAUGAUGUCCUAUGGCGCAGAGCCAUACUAUGCAAUGCGUCCUCAGGAGGUUCCUGAUCUGCUGGAAAAGGGCGAGCGUCUCUCCCAGCCUCAAAUUUGCACAAUUGAUGUCUACAUGGUUAUGGUCAAAUGUGAGCGCCUCAUAGCUCUCUAUCUUUCUGUCUCUUCCACUUAUCAGAACUGCAAAGUAGCUGCGUGUUUCCAGAUUUUAUGCAACACCAUGCUAGCAGUCACUCUAUGUUGAUAAUUUUAUUUUCUAUAAUGCAACUGCAACAGUCUGACAAUAAAAACAAACACAAUGGUCAGAAAUCAAAUUGGUAUUUAAGAUGGCAUAAUUGAUUCACAGCCACCACAGGCACUGAUUGAGGAAGCGGUCACUGCCUGUAUGAUAGUGGCAGAGAAACCCUGAAAAUACCACCACACCUCUGCACAUGGAAAGCAAUUCAAUAUGGUUGUUUAAUAGCUUUUGUGUUUUUGUCUUCCAGGUUGGAUGAUAGAUGAGAAUGUCCGUCCAACAUUCAAAGAGCUGGCAAAUGAAUUUACGAGAAUGGCUAGAGAUCCACCUCGCUACUUGGUGAUCAAGGUAGGAAGGACUGCAUAUCUAUUAAAAACAGCAUUUACUGUUUUUUUUUCAAUGGAAUAUCACAGUCUCCUUUUUCUGGAUCUUGAGUAAGUGCAUACAAUAUGCUGAUCCAUGUCUUACAUCUGUCCCACCAGGAGGACUGUAGCCAAGUGGACUCACCUCCAGAUGAACUUGCCCAGCGGAGUGCAGAUCUAGAUGACCUGGAUGAUCUGGACAUGGAGCUUGUGGACCAGGAGGAAGGUGUGGUGGAUAGCUUGACUCCGGCUCCACACUAUCUGCCUCAGUCCAGGAGCCUUAGUCGUCUUUCGAGGCUGGACAAUCAGCGAGUAAGAGACAAGGAUCAUGUUUCUAAAAAGGCCAUUUUUGUCAUCUUUGGAGUCUAAAACUGAUUCCUGUAUUUUCUUGUAUAGGUGGCUCAUGCUUCCUCAAAUGUGGCAGGAUAUUUGCCAAUGACCCCUGGAAUUGACAACCUAGGGCAGGUAGGUCAAAUAAGCUUUUUCAUUACUGUCUCACCUUUAUGUGCAACAUCUUCAACUGAGUUACAUUUUGUCAAAAUACUUAGCACUUUACAAAUGCAGUUCUACACUUGUGAUUUUUAUACAGGCCUCCUGGCAGUCACGCUCUCGUCUAAACUCAGCUCGAACCAUAUCUGAAAGCUCGGAGGGCUGCGGCACAGCAGUGGAGCUUGAGAUGAGUGAGGGCUUUUUUCUGGUGGGGAGCCUGAAAAGGCGACGUUGCGGUGAAGACAGUGCUUACAUGUCGCAGAGGGACAGCAUGUCUGGUGGACCACCAGAGACUCCAUCACCUGAGAUAGAGGAAGAGGACCAGAAUGGAUAUGUUCUUCCAGGAGACAGUCCAGAGAGAGGUAAUAUAAUAAUUCAAAUAUCACUGUCCAUUAAAGGGAUAUUCCGGCGUAAAAUUAAUUUAGGGUCAAACACAACGUAAAACCGAAUUAGACACCCCCUCUAUCAAUCAAAUCAAUCAAUCAAAUUUUAUUUAUAUAGCACUUUACAAUAUCCCAAAUGGUACCCAAAGUGCUUUACAUAAAAGCAAUAAAAUAACACAAGAAAAAAAAAAAAAAAAAAAAAAAUCAUCUAGAGAUGAAUGUUGCCGACCGCUUACUUCUUUAGUUAUACCAAUCUUAAUAACGACUACACGAUAGCAAUACACAGCUGUCUGAGGAGCCAUAAACAAACCUCAACCAAAACGCCACUCUAUAGCCACAAAUAAUGCUCAGAACGGCACCUAACUUCAUCAACAGUACAUAUAGGGUCCUAGCCAUAGCACUAGCCACCAAACAUCUUUUUAACUUUGACUAAUUUCUUUAGCAAAGAGACUAAACACAACUCACCUACUCUCCUCCAGCAGCAGCUUGUUUGUAGCGAGACCUCGGGCCAGUUUAUUACCGACUACAGCAGGUUGAUGCAGCUCAAGGAAGAACAUUUAUGAUAAUUUCUUCAUGGAAAUACAAUCAGACUGAGACGCUAAGGCAGAAGAACUACCGUGUCUGCAGUGCAAAAUGAUCAAUAUGGUGAUUAUUACUUCAAGGAAAUGAUAAAGAAAUUAUCAUAAAUGUUCUUCCUUGAGCUGCGUCACCCCUGCAGCAGUCUGUAAUGGACUGGUCAAGGUUGCGCUACAAACAAGCGGCUGUUGGAAAAGAGUAGGUGAGUUGUCUUUAGUCUCUUUGCUAAAGAAAUUAAGUAAAGCUAAAAAGAUGUUUUGAGGCUAGUACUAUGGCUGGGACCCUAUAUGUACUGUUGAUGAAGUUAGGUGCUGUUCUGAGUGGUCGUUACUAAAGUUGGUAUAACUAGAGAAGCAAGCGGUUGGCAACAUUCAUCUCUCAAGGAGGUGUCUUACUCAGUGUUACGGUGUGUUUGACCCUAACUUAAUUUUACGCCGCAAUAUCCUAGUAAUGUGGCCUAAACAGUAUUUCCAGGAAAAGGUAGAACAACCCUAAACUGCGUAUCUUGAUUGUUUUUGCUGGUCACAACCAGCAUUUAAUGAGACAAACAAAUAAAUAAACUACCUGGUUGAAGCAUCGUUGUCAUGUUUCUUCUGCCACUUGCAGGAGUGUCCUUCAUGCCAGAUACAGAGUGGAGUGAUACUGAUCUUCUUUUGUCAGGAAUUAAAACGCCUUACUCCCCAUACCCUAACCUCGCCCAUUUUUCUUUCUCUUCAGAAAACCUACUAUUCUCAUCCCAAGUCACACCUGGUAGGAUUGCCAAGUCCCAUUCUACAGGCCUGUUGGAUGAUACUGACGAUGAAGAAUACCAGUACAUGAACAAGCAGACGUGUGCAACAUCUCUCUCGCCCAAGAAAAACAGCCACUGUAUGAAGCCAAAUAAGAAACGCACCUCCUCUUUAUCUUCACAAGCAACAGCAUACUCGGGAGAUACUACACUGUCUGUGGAGGCAAGAGGUCACUCAGGAACCAGUCAAAGCUCAGAUUCAGUGCAGCAGGGAAUGAAUGAAGUUGAAUAUGAAUACAUGGACAUCAGGGGUAGUGAAAAGGAGGAAAGCCCUCCAGCAUAUCACCCCCCUCCUCCUCCUCCUGAACAGACUGCCCGAGAGGUGGAGGAGGACGAAUAUGUGGAGGAAAGUAACUACCAUUACAUGAACAGGCAACCAAAGCUGCGAGAAACUCUUCAAGACAGGGAGGAGAUUAAGAUGCAGGAAAGGGGCAUGGGGGAGGUGUAUGAGUAUGAAGACAUGGACAGUUUUGCUACAUUGCGGCCUGGAGAUGCAGUGGUGUACCAGAACAUGCAAAGAGGAGCAGACGGGGCAGCAGGAAACUCUGAGCUACAUCAGUCAGGGUUUGAACCCUAUCUAAAAGUUAGAACUGGAGUUGGAGUUGGGGAACCUGCAAGCGGGGACCGAUCCUUUGACAAUCCAGACUACUGGCACAGCAGGAUGUACCUGAAGCCCAAAGUGGUGUCAACAUGA
This is a messenger RNA of Xyrichtys novacula (pearly razorfish), 20274 nucleotides long. The record is from the annotation of a GenBank genome assembly. NCBI's taxonomy places the organism in Eukaryota, Metazoa, Chordata, Actinopteri, Labriformes, Labridae.